AUGGCACAAGUAAAUGGGUUCCAUAGGGAACAGAGCCCACUCAGCCCUCCAGAGAUCCCACGAAUGAAUACAGCAAGAAUCGCUUCCCUCACACGGAACGCAACGUUUUCACCAGAACAGUCACCGUCCUCCGAGCAUGGCGCUUGGUCAUCUGCCGUCGGCCACGCUAGUACCGGCAAGUCUGGCAGAGUCAUCGAGCGACUGCAAGGAGACAUCGACAGGCUGCAUAGGGAGAAGCAACUACUGAAGAUGCGUCACGAUGAAAUGGAGAAAGCCAACGAUAUGUUGAUGGCCCGAAACCAGUAUCUGCAAGAUCGUAACAACAAUUACGAACAGUCACACGAGGCCAGCUCUCGACAGCUGUCACGCAAGGACAGGCAACUAGACGAGCUGCGUGAAGAGCUCUCGCGGGAGAAGGAACGGACCAUACGUGCAGAAGAGCAGGCACGUGCAGCAAGCAUGACCGAAGAGAAAUGGCGUGACGAGGCCAGCCAAGCCAAAGCAAUGGCACAGCAGAAAGAGACGGAAUACGACGCCAUAGCAUCGUGUCGAAACAUGGAUAACGACCGCCACCAAAAUGGUCUUGAUAAAAUCAAGGGCAAUUUUGAUGUGCUGAUGCGGCAACGAGAGGACGAUCUGGAAAAGCAGAAGAAGCUAGAAAUUAUUGCUGAACAACAGCGGCAGACGAUCGCCCAGUUGGAGGAGCUGACCAAGAAAUUGACUGCCAACUUCAAGUCAUACAGGUCCGAGAUCGACACCGCCGUGACAGACUUGAGGAACAGUGCUGAAGGAAACAACACUGCACUUCAACAGAAGCUGGACGAAAUGACUGAAACGACUGGCAGAAUGCGGUGGGUGAUGAGCAUCGAUGGAAUGUUCAAUGGAAACCCAAAGGCCUCCCAACCAUUUCCUCCGAUCGCUGAAGGCGGCCACAGAGAUAGUACGGAGAAAAUGACGCCGCGAUCGCCUUCCAAGUCACCAAACAGGUCAUCGAAGAAGUUGAUGAAGAAGUCCAAGAGCGGGCGCUAG
Molecule: messenger RNA, 1029 nt
Organism: Cyphellophora attinorum
Lineage: Eukaryota; Fungi; Ascomycota; Eurotiomycetes; Chaetothyriales; Cyphellophoraceae
Exons: 2
Coding region: 1-1029 (342 amino acids)
Biological process (GO): mRNA transport; endoplasmic reticulum inheritance
Source: RefSeq, a predicted model, not a curated record